Molecule: messenger RNA, 3228 nt
Organism: Cyprinus carpio (common carp)
Lineage: Eukaryota; Metazoa; Chordata; Actinopteri; Cypriniformes; Cyprinidae
Product: rab GTPase-binding effector protein 2-like
Biological process (GO): endocytosis
Cellular component (GO): intracellular membrane-bounded organelle
Molecular function (GO): GTPase activator activity; growth factor activity
Source: RefSeq, a predicted model, not a curated record
CCUGCGGUGUCUGUACAAGUGUUUUAUUUCUCCUUUGUUUUGUCACUCGAUUGCACGAUUAACCACAGGUUUUGGAAAAUAUUCAAAACCAUCUAGCUAUAGAUUUGCAUAUAUUCUACAACGAAGACCGCAAGGAUAGUUCGCGUCCUCUCCGGCUCUGUCUCAAAUCCUAGUGAGCUGACUACCUAGGGAGCGUCACAGGCGCGUUCUCAGUCAGCUUACGCCUAUAAGGCCCAAAAGCGCGGUCUCAGUAGUCAGCUCACUAGAUUUUGAAACAACCCAUGAGUGUGUGUGUGUGUGUGUCCAGGGAGGAUUGUUAGGUAAUAUCCGCAGGAUUGAACCGGGGAAAAGUUGCUUCCUGAACUCUCGGCGCAGUUUGGUUGAAACCCGGCCCUGCUGCGCUUCACACAGGAAAAGAAAGACGGAUGCGGGCGAAGGGAGGAAUACCGAAACGAAAGGAAAAUAUCGAGACAGAUGAGGUGAAACCAUGGAGGUCUUGGACACGACAGCAUCGCGCAGUGAGGAGAACAAUGUGGGAUCUGAAGAAGACCUGCAGACGCAGCUAAUCGAGUGUCGAGCUCAGCUGGAGCACUGGCAGGGCGUGGCGAGGAUCUGCGAGCUUAGCAAACAGGAGGAGCUCCAGGAACUGCAAAAACAAUGCGACCAGGAGGUUCAGUCCUUGCAGGAGGCUCUGAGAGAAACAGCUGCUCAGUAUGAGGCUAGAAUAUCUGUUCUGCAGUCAGAACGAUCACAUUAUAGGAGAGCCACUUCGCCCCAGGACACUAAGGGCAUCUCUAAAAAGGGCAAGGUUGAGGGUACCUCUCCUCCACAGGGUGGUUCCCCUCCCCUGCGAGCUGCUUACCAUGAGGGCUCCGGGUCAGACUCUGAUCCACUGGAGCUGAUGGCGGAGUCGUCAGAUACAGAGACAACAGGCCUUAUGAUGGACUACUUUCCUCAGCACUGUGACUCUGCCUCCCUGUCUUCUUUCUCUCUGGACACACCCUCUUUGCCCCGACAUCUGCCCCCUCAAGAUGACACCGCCUCCCUGGUGUCCACAGGAACAUUGGUGCCUGAAGCCAUCUACCUGCCACCACCGGGGCACAGACUGGUCACACAUGCAGACUGGGACAAAUUGCAAGCACAACUUGUAGAGCUUCAAGAGGAGGUGACAGAGCUUCAAAAGCAGAAAGCUGAGCUGGAGAAAGAACUGGAUGUGCAAAGCACAGAGACACAAAAACAGUUGUCGGUGCUUCAGUCUCAGGUGCAAACUUCUGAGACUCUUCUUCAAGACCUACAGAAAUCAUUUAGCCAGUCACAAAAUGCCGUUCAGAGCAGAUUGGCGCAGCUGUCUUACUCUCAGAAGAGAGUUUGUAAUGAACUCUCCAAGCUGAAAGGUGAAGACACUGAUGUGGAUGAAAGUAGCCUUCCACCCCGCAGUCCAACACUAGAGGCAGCUCACUGUGAAGAGAGGCUUCGUAUUGAAAUAGUCAACCUACAGGAACAGCUGGAGACACGCACAGAAGAAAGCGAAAUUUUAGAAGUUAAGCUUGCCAGCCUGACAGUAGAGACAGACCGCAUACAGAUCCAAAAGGAAAAGUUGGAGGCUGAGCUGCAGGAGUGUCGUGUGGAGGUGCAGGGUCUGCGAGUGGCACUUUCUCACCUUCAGAAGGAGAAUAAAUCUCACACCCAGGAGAAGGCAGCAUUGCAGCAGCAGUGUUUAGAGUAUCGCAGUCAGGUGAUCAGUCUGCGCUCUCAACUAAACACUAGUCAAGCUGUGCAGAAGGAUUUUGUGCAGCUGUCGCAGUCACUGCAGGUCAAACUGGAGCAGAUUCGCCAGGCAGAAUCUUUGAACCAAGUGAAGCACAUUCUAGGGGAGGAGAUUGAAGACACUGAUUUGCCUGCAGAUGCCACAUGAAACAAUAUAAGAAUAGGUGACAUUUUGGCCAACCAAAGGGAAGAGACUCUAGUGGACAAGGAGGUGGUCUUCAAAAAGGGCCAAGCUGAGGUGGGCUGCCUACAUGAAAAAGAAACCUGCAGUGACAUGAAGAACUAAACGGCCAUUCCUGCACACAUGGGUUCAUAAUUCUUCUAAUGAACGCAAACUAUAUGGGGAAAACACAAUUUCUUAACGAUCUGGACAAACUGGAAUUGCUAAUACUUGAAUUUUGUGAAAAUCUAAUACACUGACUACUAGCUGACUAGACUUAAUGCUACUGCAGUGUAAGUUUUAUCUUCCUGGCCUAAUCCUUCUUUCCUAAUAGAUACUGAUGGAAAUAUGUUACUCAUUUUCAGCACCUGUCACCAGCAAAAUAAAAACCAAAAAAACAUACUGGGGAUGGAUACUGGGGGCAAUUGGAACUUUUAGAAUAUGUAUUUUUUUUCUCAGACUACUACAGAUCUACCUGAAAUCGCUAUAAGAAAAAAAUCUAUGUGCCAAAGUAACAGUAUCAUUAAUAAAUAUAUAAUGAGAAGGAUGAUCAUAAUAUUUAAUAUUAUUCCACAUAAUAUCGGAAUAUUUUUCACCUUUAUGUGGUACUAAUUAUUUUAGCUGUCUUAAAUGGUAAAUACAUUAUAAUUUUUUGAAAUGAGAUGCAACCUUUUUACUACACUAUUUUAAUAAGCAAAGUGUAAUUAGCUGUUGACUAAAAGAUUCAAUUCAUACUGUUUUUAUUCAUAAGUAGUGUUACAACUGCCCCCAGUUUCUCAGCCAUGAUGAAAUAUUUUAUGAUAUCCACCAGCAACAGUGUUAGCAUAUUCAUUUUAUAUUAACUUAAAGCCAAAAACCAAGAGGUAAAAUAAAUAUAACUUUAAAUCAAAUUGCAUUUGAAAAUAUUACCCCCUUAAAUAGUUUUGAACCUCAAAUGGUUUUUGUUGAAACUUUAUUUCAAAGUGAAAUAUUAAUUCUUACUGUUCUCAGACAGCUAGAGAACUUAUACUGACAAGACAGUUGCCCCCUGCUAUAAUACUACCUACCCUACUAUAAUUAUUUUUGCAUUCAAUUUAAGACCAAAGUCACUUUACUGGAAAGAGCCAUCAUUUCAUUAUGAAGCAUCUGGUGCCUGAGCCAAUGAACAGUGGAAGAUCAAUGGUAUGUUGAAGAGUUGAUAAAACACUAAAUCUGUUUGAAAGGGGCUAAUAAAUGUUAAUUCAUAUAUAUGUAGCACAAUGUUAGUAACAAAUCUGAGUGCAUUACAUAUGUAUGAAAAAUAAAGAUUAAACUAAAAGACA